CUUUCUUCUUUGCCUCCCUCCCAGGUACUCACUCCCUGAGACGUCAAUGCCUGGGCGUCUCAGAUCUUGGCCGUGGGACCCCUGAGUUUAUUCCAGUAGGGUGUGUGGACUCUUAUCCCAUCACCACAUACAACAGUGUCUCUCGGGUGAAGGAGCCUCAGGCACCAUGGAUGGCGGAGCACCUCACGCCCGAUCGCUGGGAGAAAGAUGCUCAGCUGCCGGGUUGGCAGCAGGAGUUCAAGGUGGAACCGAAGCGAUGCGGGCAGAGCCACUACAAUCACCCAGGUGGUGAGUUUCACACUUACCAGAGGAUGACUGGCCGCGAGUCUGGAAGCACCAGGGGAUUUCUGCAGUAUGAUGGGCAGGGUUUCACUGUCUUCAGCAACGACACGCUCUCCUGGACAGCUGCGGAUAAUGCAGCUGACGUCACCAGGAGGGUGUGGGAGGCCGAGCAGCAUGAGUUACAAUACCAGAAGCAUUGGCUGGAAGAAGAGGGUACUGCCUGGCUAAAGAGCUGCCUGGGGUAUGGGAAAGACACCCUCCGAAGGACAGAGCACCCACUGGUCAGAGUGAAUCGCAAAGAAACUUUUCCAGGGAUUACAACUGUUUUCUGCACAACUCAUGGCUUUUACCGCCACCCGCCAGAAAUUUCCAUGAUCUGGAUGAAAAAUGGGGAAGAAAUGAUCCAAGAAAUGGGUUAUGGAGAGGUUCUCCCCAGCGGGGAUGGGACCUAUGAGACAUGGGCAUCUGUGGAGCCGGAUCCUCAGAGCGGCGACCUUUCCUCCUGUCACGAGGAGCACUGUGACGUCCAAACGGUCCUGCAGGUCCCUCAGGAGUCGGAAACUAUCUCUCUGGUGAUAAAUGCUGUCUCUGGGUCCCUUGUCCUCACCGUUGCCCUGGGCAUUGGCCCCCUGGACCGGAGAAGACGGCCCCGAGAAGGUAAGAAGAAGAAGGUGAAAGGCCUACGGCAGGGGUCCUGCACUUGUCGCUUUGCUCUCCACUUAAAAAUGAGUUGGGCCUCACACUGGGGUCCCAGCAGGACCUGCGACACCUCUCCGACCGAGUAGGGAGCACACGUCGUGGGUAAUGUUUGCAAAGGGCGUGGUCUGUGUCACAGGCAGUGUUGACAUCAGCAGAGCAGUACGACUUCCAUCCAGGCGAGCUGUCCUCCUAGACGUGGGCCAGAGAAGAUAGUGUGGUCUUGAUUUGUCUUUUUCUAACUCUAUCUGCAUUAUUUGUUACUAUCAACAUAUUUGUCCUUUGUUUCAAGAUGUCAGUAAGCUUUCCCAUCUUGACAAACAUUUUCUGACGCAAUCAUAUGAAAGUUCUCUUCCUUCUCAAUUCAUCUCUCAACACAUGAAAUGUUGCAGAGUAGAUAGGUACCUUUGGAAAAUGGGACUCAGGGUAAGGAAAGGGGAAAGAGAAAUGGGAGGGACAUGGGCUCUUGGUACCUUGGGGAAACAAUUUGCUUAUUCCACGUAUACAUGUAUUAAAUACCUGCUGUGUUCCCAGCAGUGUACCGGAAGCUGGGACAUGGCAAUUCGAAAGACAGACAUUAUCCCUGCUGUCUUGUGAGGUCAUCUCCUCCCAUCCCUGGUUUCAACACAUGCUCUAGUUGAUCACUGCACAACACUGAUGAGACCUGGACUAUGGAUUUGAACCCAGUGUGGGCCAGGAGUUUGGCAUUGCUUCGUAACCACAGACUUCAACCCCAAUUCAAGUGAGAGGGAAUCAAGUUCAUUAUUAGAGCAAAAUAAAAAGAACCCCUUUACUAGGAAUCAACUCAGAGUUAGCAGAUCAUUCUAAUAUUUUCCAUAUGAAGCAUAGCACCAAUCCCAAUCCAACAGAUGAGGGCUGCUGAAGCAACAACAACAUUUUUUUUACAAUGACAUACCUGUCUCAAGAAUGGUACACACUGUGAGUUUCUGCUUUUUAUCUUGUGGAGUUUGUGAAUUUGAGUUAAAAUUUGUGAGUACUAAAAGAAUCUUGGCAAAGCAAGCUAUAAAUGUCCAUGCCAGCAUCUCAGAUUUUGCUGAACAUUGCAUAAUUUUGCGGGCUAUAAGAAAAAAUGCACAUAUCUGACUAAAAAGUCUUUCUUUCUGAGGAAAGUGGGGUCAUCUGCCUUCCUGCACCAGGUCGAAGACUGGGGCUAGCUCUUGUCCAGGUGUCUUUCCUCUGGGAACCACGGUCUCUCCUCUGUCCCCUACGGACUCAAGUCCACCACUGCCCAAAGCUCUUGACCACACCCUCGGCAUACACAGGUGUUACGGGGCUGAGCAUUCUUGGCAGAAGGAUAGGAGUCCCAAAGUGUUCCUUGUUCUUUGGCUCCCAAAAGACUGUCAGCUUUCAGGCUCUUUUGAUGGACUCUUUUAUCACGUUUGGCUCUAAGUAUAGCUUAUCUCAUGACACAACACUACCCUACAUCCCAUCUGUCAACUAUGAUUUACAAGGAAAUCAGAGAAUCUCAGAGCUGGAAGGAACCUUCCACUUGAGGGCCGGAAAUGUCUUCUCCAGUCCCUUUGACUUAAGCGUCCAGCCCCCACUUGAAUGCCACCAAUGAAGGGCACCUCGCUGCAUCAUGAAGUGGCCUUUUUCUUCCUCCAUGAGAAUGUAUUACGCGAGAGCUGUGAAUUGUGGGUGCCACGACUGAGGCCUUACCAGCAGUGUUGGGCCAACCUGUGAGAGCAGCCAGCAAGCUUCUGCAAUGGCCUGUGUGUAGCCACAUUGUUUUACAUGUCUUCUGGCCUGAGAGAAAGCCUAAUUGUCCUGUUCUUAUGGCCUCUCUGCAUGGUAGCUUGGGAUCUUGGAAAUAUGCCUGGUCGGAUCUAUGGAAGUGAUCUCAUCCUUUCUGUCGUUUGUGGGAGAGUAAGAACAAUCAUCAUCAGCCCUGACUGGUGUGACUCGGUGGUUUGAGCGUCAUCCCACAAACCAAAAGGUUGCCGGUUUGAUUCCCGGUCAGGGCACAUGCUGGGUUGUGGGCUAGGUCCCU
Messenger RNA from Phyllostomus discolor (pale spear-nosed bat), 2989 nucleotides. RefSeq names its product major histocompatibility complex class I-related gene protein. NCBI's taxonomy places the organism in Eukaryota, Metazoa, Chordata, Mammalia, Chiroptera, Phyllostomidae. The record is from RefSeq and is a predicted model, not a curated record. Gene Ontology annotation, cellular component: external side of plasma membrane. Gene Ontology annotation, biological process: immune response.